Molecule: messenger RNA, 726 nt
Organism: Ziziphus jujuba (common jujube)
Lineage: Eukaryota; Viridiplantae; Streptophyta; Magnoliopsida; Rosales; Rhamnaceae
Product: probable leucine-rich repeat receptor-like protein kinase At1g35710
Exons: 2
Coding region: 1-726 (241 amino acids)
Molecular function (GO): protein binding
Source: RefSeq, a predicted model, not a curated record
AUGAUGCUUGCCUUUUCUCAUGAUGAUAUCAGCGGUGACAUUCCAGAAGAAUUGGGCAGAUUGAAGUCUUGUUACACUGAAGCUCUCACAAUUGGGCAGCUUGAAGAGCCUUGUUACACUAGACUUGAGCUCCAACGCUUUCCAAGGUACAAUCCCUCUGGCUCUUUGUCUAUUGACCAAACCAACCUCGCUCAUCUGGAUAUUUCUUAUAAUUUUAUCCAAGGUGAGUUACCUCUUUCACUCAUAAACCCAUCCAAUUCAGUGAUGCUUGACACUUCAAAUAAUCAGUUCAAUGGAAUAAUCUCCUCCAUUUUGGGUCAAUUAAGAUCAACUUAUCUUAAACUUAAUCGGAACCAAAUUGAGGGUUCAAUUCCCUAUGAAAUAGGGAACCUAAUAAACCAAGGUAAUCUAGACCUAAGUGACAACAUGCUUAAUUUGACGGAGCUAUAUCUUGGUAACAGAGGUCAAACCUACAGACAAAAUCAAUUAACUGAUUCCGUUCCUUCAAGUACAGGGAACCUGAAGAAGUUGACAAUUCUUGAUCUCAGUUUUAACGGUCUUGGCGGUAAAAUUCCCUCAGAAGUAGGAAAUAUGAUGCAUUUGUCCCAUUUGGAUCUUGGUCAUAAACGUCUCAGUGGUAACAUUCCCCCUUGUCUCGUAUCCUUGCAACUAAGAGUCGACUUGUUGGUACAAUUUCUUAAAAGGUCAAAUUCCUCAAGGGUUUAG